CCCGACCUACCCGACGAACCCCAGGCGCCUCCAGGAGCCUCUCAGGGAACCUGGCCCGGGUAAUGGCUGACCAAGGGCUCGCGAGGAACGCCAAGGCCCGGUCGGGACCUCGAGCACGCCUUCCCGCGCCUCCGCUCCACGGGAAAUGAGGACACCGCUAGGAGCAUCGUCGCCGAGGAGCUCGCGUAUGGACGAGGGGAAGCCACCCUAGCGAGAGGGAUGUCGGAAAGCGACGGAGAACGAGCAGCUCGGUCCGUGGCCUUGGAGCAAGCCUACGUCCACGAGGUCUACGAGCAAUGCGCCGAGAGGACCGCGCAGAGCCGACCCUGGCCGAGGAUUCACGAGUUCCUCCAGGAGUUGGAACCCGGGGCGCUGGUCUGCGACAUCGGUUGCGGCAACGGCAAGUACCUGAGCGUCAACCAGAGCGUCUUCAAGGUCGGGGUGGACCGUUGCAAGAGGCUGACGGACAUCGCCCGCGAGAAGGAGAACGAGGUCCUGAUCUGCGACAACCUCGCCCUGCCCUUCCGGGAUGAGAGCUUCGACGCGGUCCUCUCGAUCGCCGUGGUGCACCACUUCGCGACGACCGAGAGGCGAGUCCACGCGCUGAAGGAGCUCGCGAGGGUGCUGCGGAUCGGCGGCCGGCUGGUCAUCUCCGUCUGGGCCAUGGAGCAGAGGCACCGGAAGUUCGAGUCGCAGGACGUCCUGGUGCCGUGGCCGAAGUCCUGCUGCCCGAACUCCUCGAGAGGCGCCUCCGGGCCCUGCGGCGCCUGCCGCUGCGACCACCGGCCCCAGAAGUGCAUCCUGACGUCCAAGAGGGGCGGCCAGCGGAAGUUCCGGAGCAAGAGCUACCGGAUCGACCCGAUCUUCAGCCCGUCCCCCUCGACGAGCAGUCUGUCGAGCCCGAACGAGACCUGCUACAGCUUCUUCCGGCGGGCGCUGCAGAAACUGGCGGGCGGCAAGCGAGGGUCCCGUCCCUGGUUCCUGGAGCCCUGGCAGACCGGCUCGGGGAAGGACCGGAAGCACCUCGGCCACGAGGACAGCGGGGACGUGGACGACCUGCCGAUCGAGCUGCGGCGCCUCGAGGACCCGGGCGUCGUCGUCGGCAAGCCAGCCGACGCCCUGAGCGUGAAGUCCAAGAGCCUCGGGGACAUCCUGGAGAUCCAGCGGCUCGAGCUCGUCCGGUCGAGGUCCAGCAUCCCGGGCCUCUGCUCCACCCUGACCUCGGACCUCAACCUGGACGAGAGGUCGAGGACGCCCUCCCUAGCGGGCUCCAAGCCGAGGCUAGUCAAGCAGAAGUCGCAUCUCGUGGAGGACGUCGGUCCGGAGGACCCGGAGGAGGACCCCGAGGACGGCCCCGCCGUUCCAGGGCUCGUCGAGGACCUUCUGGAGUUUCAGAUGGCGAGUCACCCCGCGACCGGCCGGACAGGAGGCGCGCCGACCUGGCUAACCGAUCGUUCCUUUUCGCAGGCGAAGCGAGGCGGUGUCCACAAGCAGAGCUCGAUGAACGAGGAGCUGAUGUCGCUGGAACGGCUCGAGGAGAAGGAGCGGGUCCGCCGCAACAUCAUGAAGCAGGCCUCCCUCAACGAGGAGAUCAUCUGCAAGCGGAAGGCCUUCGAGGCGUUCAAGGACACCGUCUACACGGGGAACGCCUCGAAGCGGUUCCAGCUGCUCAAAAGUGGCCUCUCGGACAAGAUCAAGCGCUCGACCGACAACAUCGAGAGGGUCUCCGGGAUGUCGAUCAGGAACGGCUUCGUCAAGAUGCUGCAGGGCUGGAAGUCGACGGAGGCGAACGGUACCCCGCGUCUCGCUUCCCCGUCUCCUGGUCCCGACCGGACGUCUAACCGGGCGCGUUCUCCCCAGAAAACGGCGAUCCCGCGCGAGCCGGAGCCGGUCGUGGAGAGGAGGCCGUCCCGCGAGGACGGCUCGGACUCCUCCAAGGACAGCAGCCUGCAGAGCGACACCAGCGUCGACUCCGAGGACAGCUUCGCCUCGGUGAUCUACGUGCCGAGGCCAGAGACGCCGUCGGACCCGACCUCGGCCACGGUCGGGCACCAGCUCACCGCGCUCUCGGCGCCGCCCUCGCCCAGGGUCAAGCAUCCGCCCGACCACGGGGGCGCUAGGUCGAAGCCGGUGCCCGGGUCGCCGCUGGUUAAGCAGUUCCCGGCGACCCCACCCAGCCCGCCCCGCGGCUUCGGCGCCCUCCAGGCGAGGCCCCCUCCGACUCCCCCGCCUCCUCUUCCCGCCCUCGGCUCGGUUUCCGGCAGGAAGCAGGAGGAGGCUAGGUCCCGCUACGAGGAGAAGCGGCCCGAGGAACUGUCCUCGGUUCACCUGGAAGGGAGGGCCGGCCGGGGCGCGGGCCCCAGGCCGCCCGAGGACGAGGCGGGGCUCGGCUCGGUUCCCGAGGAGGAGCUCGCCAGGUCGGCCGACGAGGAAGAGACCCGGAAGAGCAGGCUGGACCAGAUCAAGGAGCUGCUGAAGCAGAGGCCGGGCUUCGCCACCAGGUGCUCGAAGCCGAGCUUCCCCCUUGUUAGGAGGGCCUCGACCUCGACCGCGGGGAGGCUCGAGGCCGUUGCCAAGACUCUGCCCAGGCUCCUGUCGCUGGAGCUCUUCAACCCGGAGACCGACGACUUGGACAGCGACUCCUCGGGGGGCUCGUCCCCGCGGUCGGCGGGCUCGGUCAUCAGCGUCAUCUCGGACGAGCGGUUCCUCGUCCCGAAGAAAGAAAACCCGCAGGAGGCUGUCGACGCGCCGCCCGAGACGGAAGACCCCGGACCACUCCCCGUCGAGGGGAGCGACGUCCCGGAACCGGAGGACCGCGAGGACGCGGUCGGCGCGGCCGUCCGGGGCGGGUCCCCUGCCUCGCCCGAUCCCGAGUCUUCCCUGAGGAGGACGGGCUCCUCUUCGGAACUACGGAGGCUGAUCGGCUCCUCGCGGAGCUCCUCCAAGAGCUCCUCGAGGUGCCCCUCGCCGGAGGACGUGACCUGGAGCGAGGAGUGUCGCCGGCACCUGAUCGAUUUCACGGAGAGGCUGAGCGAGAACCUGACUCAGGAACCGGACCGGGACGCGACUCGUCCCGACGACGCUCGGCGGGACCUGCGCUCCAUGGAUCCCUACUACAAGGAGAGCCCCGGCGAGUCCUGCAAGUACAGCGAGCUCCUGGAUACGAUCGCCUGGCCGAAAAGGGCCAGCGACCGGCCCCGGGACUCGGAACCGGACAAGCCGGGACGGAGCGACACCCCCGUCGGCCGAGUGCCGAGAAGCGGCUCCGAGGACGCGCUCGACCUCGUCGCGGGGUCCGCAAGCUUGGAGGUUUUCGGGGAGCGGGAGAGGCCGGCGAGGAAGGUCCCCGGGCGCUCGGAGGAGUCCCCGGAAUCGAGCUCGCUCGCCGGCCCGGAGAGUCGGGAGUCCGGGCGCGGCUGCCGGUUCCCCGCCGCCCCGAGGAGGAGGUUCCAGGCCCGAGGCCGGUCGGCCUCCGAGGAGGCUCCCUCUCGAGGGCCUGUCCCCGGGAAGCCGGACUCGGACGUGUCCGAGGGCACCGCCUCGGCAGCGGCCAGCAACGGCACCCUCAGCGCCUCCUCCUCCCAGGAGUCGCUCCCCUCGGACCGCGGGGGAGGUGCCAUCACCUACCACCAGUACUACCACGUCUUCAGGGAGGGCGAGCUGGACCAGCUGAUCGAGAAGUACGUCGAGAACCUCCACGUAAUUUCCUCCUACUACGACCACGCGAGCUGGUGCAUAGUCGCGGAGAAGGUGCAGGUCUGGACCAUAUGACUCGAGACCGUCCUACUCUUCCGGCUCGGGACCCGCGUCUACUCCAGAAGGAGCGGUCGGAGGGCUCGUCGUACCUGGGAGCAGCGUUUCCGCGGAGACGACGGCCCUUGUAAAUAUGUACGAUAGCGUUUCCAACGCAAGCGCCAGGAUCGCGAGGACCCCAUUAAGUUAGGUACUCGCCACCGUUCGGCCCGCUUGACCAAGAGUUCCCAUCGUUUGCGUUGAUCGUCAUUAACCUCGUUAAAGGAACCGACCGAGUGACGCCGAGGGGCCGUCAUCCUAGAGACCCGCUCCCGAAGGAUCGCCGCCCUCCCUGACGGGAGCGAAACCUCCCGGAAGUCGGCCCCGAGUACGAAUUCCCGGUCCCGUCGCGCGGCCACCGGGAGAAGCAAAGAGGAAGGCAUAACGAUUCGUUACUCGGCGAAGCUCGAUGUUCCACGACUCUCCGAUAUCGCUAACUUAAGCAUUAACCUCGCUAGCCGAACUACCCGACCCCGAGGACGAGCCAAUUACCUCGUAAUGACUCGUUAAUCGGCGCCGUAACGAGUCGGCGGGAAUUACGAAAAUCCCUCCUAGUCUUAGUCGCCCUUCCCCGAGAGCACGAUCGCUCUCGAACGGGAGCAAGGACGAGACCGGGGACGAUCUCCGUAAGGUCGCGUCUCUCCUCCUGGUCGUUAACACCAAACAUUCCACCGUUCGUCAGCUUUCGUGCCGAUCUCGCGUUCUCGGAGCCGUCGCUCUCCACCUUCCUUAGAGCGACCGGUCCGGACGUAUACUUAGACAAUAUACGCGCACGGGAGCCCCGAGCCUCUACUCGACAACGAAUCGCGGUAUCGCGCGUUACCUGGUUCCCCAGGGCGGAAAGAGGUGCGGAACGAAGCUUGCUGUAAAUAUGGGGCCAGCCGCAAAGACUAUAUCGCGAUAAUAGGGUAACUCUUCCAGAGGCUGUUCGCAAACGUUACAUCGCAUUACCCCUCGUUAUCCUCGUUAUCGGACGCGAAGGAGAGUUUCCUUAACGGCGUUCUUUUCGCAUCCGAGCCCAGGCGUCCCGGUGACCGUCGUCGAGCGAGUAGGCCUCUUCUCGUUGUUUCGAGUUAGGAGCGAUAGGCCCGACUGGAGUAGUCGCGGUACCAUUAGAAUCGAAUUUAAGUCGUCGCGGGCUCGCUUAGCCAUUGUCGCGAGGUCGCGGCGACAGCCCGCGACGACCGUCGCGUUCCCCUUUAUCCUUAUGCGAGAAAA
Messenger RNA from Orussus abietinus, 5010 nucleotides. RefSeq lists its product as uncharacterized. NCBI's taxonomy places the organism in Eukaryota, Metazoa, Arthropoda, Insecta, Hymenoptera, Orussidae. Bases 220 to 3771 code for a protein of 1183 amino acids. Gene Ontology annotation, molecular function: S-adenosylmethionine-dependent methyltransferase activity; tRNA binding. Gene Ontology annotation, cellular component: nucleus; cytoplasm. The transcript has 9 exons. The record is from RefSeq and is a predicted model, not a curated record. Gene Ontology annotation, biological process: tRNA wobble uridine modification.